Aspergillus heteromorphus CBS 117.55 is the source of this 567-nucleotide messenger RNA. RefSeq lists its product as uncharacterized. The record is from RefSeq and is a predicted model, not a curated record. Lineage: Eukaryota; Fungi; Ascomycota; Eurotiomycetes; Eurotiales; Aspergillaceae. The coding region runs from base 139 to 444 and encodes 101 amino acids. The transcript has a single exon.
AUUGAAUAUUGGAUAUUGGAUAUUAAUUGAAGCACCUACCGGUAGGUACCUAAGUAUGUAGGUAGGUAGGUAGGCGAGCGGGAUUUCUUUCCCCAUCCUACUCUUUUCCCCCGUGUCGAUGACGAUGACGAUGACGAGAUGAGACUAGACUACCAGGCUAGGUACCUACUUAGCUGCAGAGUGCAGUCUAUGGACAGGACUAGGCACUUGGUGGCGGGUCUAUUCCGUCCGAACGCGGUCAUUAAUGACAUAUCACCUUUGGGUUUCCUUCAGAUGGUUUCAGAAUCAGGAGGGAGGGAGGAAGAGGGCUGGAUCGGCAUGUGCAGUAUUCUGCAGGAGUGGGAGUGGGAGUGGAUUCUGCUGCUGCUGCUGCUGCUCUUGCUACUGGUGAUGAUGAUGAUGGUGGUGGUGGUGUCACAUUGGUACCAUUGGCGUGUCGACUAAUCUGGCAGACAGCUAGUCAGACCAUGCUUCCUGCUCCACGUUAUGGCGCUGCAUCCCAUCCCAUCCCAAUGAUCCCAUCCCAUCCCACCCCAUUCCAUCUUUCUCCACCAUCUCGAGCCCACA